Penicillium diatomitis is the source of this 549-nucleotide messenger RNA. RefSeq names its product Catalase. Bases 1 to 549 code for a protein of 182 amino acids. NCBI's taxonomy places the organism in Eukaryota, Fungi, Ascomycota, Eurotiomycetes, Eurotiales, Aspergillaceae. The transcript has a single exon. Gene Ontology annotation, molecular function: heme binding. The record is from RefSeq and is a predicted model, not a curated record.
AUGGCACGAUCUUACUCCUCUCUCAACUUUGACGGUCAGAUGCGAGUAGACGCCAACCACGGCAUGAACCCCCAAUAUGCACCCAACAGCUUUAUUCAUCAAUUCCGUCCCGACACCGCAGAAGCACCCUACCAGCUCUCCGACAGCAUCAUGAGUCGUAAAUCGCACUUCUCCCAUGAAGGCAGCCCGUCAGAGUACUACCAACCCCGUAUGCUCUAUGAGAAAUUCAUGGACGACAAGGCCCGGGACCACUUGCAUAAGACCACCGCAAUGGCACUCAAGCUGGUGAACUCUUCGAUUAUUCAGAAGAAGUAUCUGGCUCGGUUUCUGCGGGUCUCGCGCGCGUACGCGGAGGAAGUUUAUGCCUUGCUGCCGGAGAAGAAUUUUGGGUCUGAAGAGGUGGAGGAGGCUUCUCGGGUCGCGGAGACAGCGGGUAAGGAGCCGAAGUUCUGUCCUCAUUUGGAGACGGACAAGUUGGUGGGAAAAUGCCCGGCGAUGCAAAUAUAUAAUCAGUGGCUAGCGAGGCAUUGGGCGUUGCAGCCUGGCUAG